CUCAUGGCUGCUGCUGCGUGUGCCGGCGGCGGUGGCUCCACCGGGCGAGACCCGCCGCCGACCUCGCCGCCCCCUCCGCGGAUCCCGGCUUCACCUCCGGGCGGGAGCGGCCGUCAGGGCGGCAGCCGGAGCGGGCGAGCGAUGCGGGGCGGCGGCGAGCGGCCGCAGCGAACGCAGGGACAUGAAGAAAGAGCGAGGAGCGAUCCGGAGGAGCAGCAGCUGCCCUAGCCACCACGGUGCCAGCGGCCGCAGCAAGCGCCGUCCUCCAUUUUGACUGGGCGGAGGAGGAGGGUGGGAAGGGGGAGUCG
Molecule: messenger RNA, 308 nt
Organism: Vidua chalybeata
Lineage: Eukaryota; Metazoa; Chordata; Aves; Passeriformes; Viduidae
Product: serine/threonine-protein phosphatase 1 regulatory subunit 10-like
Exons: 2
Coding region: 4-228 (74 amino acids)
Source: RefSeq, a predicted model, not a curated record